GGGGCUGAAAUCUAUAUAAGGCCGAUAGUUAGCCCUAGUUCGCUACCACUAGGCUACAUCACUACCACCGUUAUUGCUACAGUUGAUUCGGAGUUCUGCAAAGCCUUUGCUACCUCGUCGUCAUCAUCAUGAAUCUCCUCAUAGUUCUUAUGCUGGGAGCCUGUGCUGCAGUUGCUCUGGCAGAUGACAGCAAGGAAUUGGAAGCCUUAAUGCAAGCGAUUAACAGCAAUGAAAACGGAGCGACCCUGAAGAACCGCAUCCAAUGGGGCUUUCCGCACGUCCACGUACACCUGCCCCACAUCGCCUGGGGUUUACCACACGUCCACUUACACCUGCCUCACAAACGAGAUGAAAGCAACGUGAAAUCAGAUGACAGCAAGGAAUUGGAAGCCUUAAUGCAAGCGAUUAACAGCAAUGAAAACGGAGCGACCCUGAAGAACCGCAUCCAAUGGGGCUUUCCGCACGUCCACGUACACCUGCCCCACAUCGCCUGGGGUUUACCCCACGUCCACUUACACCUGCCUCACAAACGAGAUGAAAGCAACGUGAAAUCAGAUGACGCCAAGUCAUUGGAAGCUUUAAUGCAAGCGAUUGACAGCAAGGAAUACGGAGAGACCAUGGACGCAUUCCCACCAGGCCUGAAGGACCGCAUCCAGUGGGGCUUCCACAUACACCCCUACCACAAGCGAGAUGAACACAAAUCAGAUGAGUUUCAGGCUGAGGAUGAUGCCACUUCCUUCAGGCCACGUCCCGCUGGCAAGGCGUAAGGGCCAACAACAUCCAUGAGUAAUGUUGCCACGAGGGAUGCUACUGGGAGGAAAUCGUGGAAUAUUGCUAGAGAACACGGCAAGAUACACGGCCUGAACGGGCAUGGUGCCCGGCUUAGUUAACGUAGAAUUAGUAGCGAAG
Molecule: messenger RNA, 909 nt
Organism: Patiria miniata (bat star)
Lineage: Eukaryota; Metazoa; Echinodermata; Asteroidea; Valvatida; Asterinidae
Exons: 8
Coding region: 129-767 (212 amino acids)
Source: RefSeq, a predicted model, not a curated record